Mya arenaria is the source of this 1756-nucleotide messenger RNA. RefSeq lists its product as uncharacterized. Gene Ontology annotation, molecular function: peptidase inhibitor activity; protein binding. Gene Ontology annotation, cellular component: extracellular region. Lineage: Eukaryota; Metazoa; Mollusca; Bivalvia; Myida; Myidae. The transcript has 6 exons. The record is from RefSeq and is a predicted model, not a curated record. The coding region runs from base 130 to 987 and encodes 285 amino acids.
UUAACUUGUUUGUGUCAGGUUGCAAUUAUAAUCCAGGACAUGGGUUCGAUCAGACGCUUAUAUAAUGAAACAUACUUCAUUUGCGUUGAUUUAUUUUGCGAUACAUAAUACUAACCUACACUCGAAGCUAUGAUCUUCGAAACAACAUUCAGCACCACGCUAGCAUUGAUGCUAUCUGUGGUAUACGCUGCCCCAGAGCUCUUGAAAAGACCACCACCACUCGAUUGCGCAAUACAGCUAUGCGCCGUUCCUAACUGUCCUACCGGGAAUACCUACACUCCUCCCGGCUCGUGUUGUCCCGUAUGUGGCCAAGACUGUUCCUUGGUUAAAUGUGCCCUUCCAGUAUGUGCGAAAGGUGAAGAACGGUAUACUCCACCUGGCGCGUGUUGUCAACAGUGUCGACCUCUAGACUGUUUCCUAAUUCAAUGUGCUCUUCCCAAGUGUUUAGACGGACAGGAACUCUAUACACGACCAAGAACGUGCUGCCCGAUCUGUAGAUUUAUAAAGAAAGUCUGUGUUCAUACAGACGGAAAGAAAUACGCUAACGGGGAGACAUUCAAAGACAAAUGUAACACAUGUACUUGCAACGAUGGACACAUCGGCUGUACUGAAAUAGCCUGCAUUGAAAAGGAAGGCAGUUGUCCUAAGCCAUGGAGUUACGGGAAAUUCGCCAUUUGUAUCCACAUGUGCGAUGGUGAUUGGGAUUGUCCAGAUAAACAGAAGUGCUGCAGCAACGGUUGUGGAAAAGUCUGCAGGAUACCGAAGCAAAACCCAACACAUGGAUGCCGACAGCAUGGCGUUUUUUAUUCAAAUGGCGACAAAGUGCCAUCAACUUCAAAACCACGUGAUCCAUGUGAUCGUUGUACAUGUCUGGAUGGGAAGAUAGUCUGUGAUCGUUUGUUAUGCCUCGCGUGUGCUGGUUUCAAGCCCAAGGGUGCUUGUUGCCCUAUUUGUGGUACCUUCCCAGGGGAGCUUGCUACAGAGUGAUAAAUGAUCGACAAUUGGUGUUUGCUAAUGACUCACGUGAACCUUAAAGAAAAAAAUGCAUGAUGGUAAAGAUAGGUUGGUGAUUACUGUUCGCCACUCACCUAGUGUAAACUGUUAAUUACAAAUAAGUUUACAUUGUUUUAAUGAUGAACAUGAAACAAUGGUAUCAAUGAAUUUUGAGAAUGUAUGUGAGUUAUUCCGUGUUACUUGAAAUUGGAUUAAUAUCGAUAUUUUUAUUCACAUAUGCAUUUUCAUAUUCACACAGCCAAACUAUUAAACUAUUUUUUGUUUGGCAUGAUUUACACCAUCGUAAGUUUAAUUUAGAGCGUCAUAAUAACUAUAAACUAAUACCCUGCCAAUGUAUGAGAAACAACAUUAAUAAAGAAUCUGUAUAACAUGAAGUAAGAUGGUUUUUUGCAUAACGACUUCACCAGAAGAUAAAUAAACAUUCAAAUGAAGUGACGUCAACGCCAUGCACUCUUUAAUGACGGAACGUCGUGAAGCGGCAAAACCAAAGACGUUUGCAGAAGUAUGAUAUACACACAUACAAAUAAACAUUAAGUAGCCUAUGUGAAAUUGUGUAAUAAAAUAAUAUGAUUAGGCAAACAUAGUAAAAAAUGUUACUGUAUUAAAUAUGACAUAGAAGGUUAUCAUUGAGACCGUUCGGAAGCAUAGUUUUUAGUUCAUGUAUAAAAUAUGUGUCCCUGCUUAAACGGUCUAGAUUGAUAUUAACAACAUCUAUUGGAAGAAUAAAAAGACAAUAAACAUU